Molecule: messenger RNA, 1014 nt
Organism: Knipowitschia caucasica
Lineage: Eukaryota; Metazoa; Chordata; Actinopteri; Gobiiformes; Gobiidae
Source: the annotation of a GenBank genome assembly
AUGGUGCCAAUCGUCUACGGCUGUAACUUUAUCAUUGGCAUUGUGGGAAACAGCAUGGUGGUGGCUAUCAUAUACUGUUACAUGAAACUCAAGACAGUGGCUCACAUUUUUGUGCUCAACCUGGCCAUUUCUGACCUCACCUUCCUCAUCACUCUGCCCAUGUGGGCCACAGUGACAGCCACAGGGUACCACUGGCCCUUUGGGGGGUUCCUAUGCAAAGCCACAGCAGCUCUGGCCAUGUUUAACCUUUACACCAGCAUCUUCUUCCUCACCGCGCUCAGCAUUGACCGAUACCUGGCCAUUGUCCACCCGGUGAGGUCACGGCGGUUCCGCACAGUGCUGUAUGCUCGCAUCACCUGUGUGCUGAUCUGGCUGUUUGCUCUGCUGCUCAGUGUGCCCACAGCCUUCACCAGAGACAUCCAUAAUAUCAACAACCAGAACCUGACGGUGACCGUGUGUGCUAUCCUGCACCCCACAGAGGACAAUGUGCAGAGCCUGGAGCAGGUGCUGCUGGCCAUCAGCGUGAUGAAGAGCCUGCUGGGCUUCCUGGUGCCCUUCAUCAUCAUCAUUACGUGCUAUUGCCUGAUCGGCAGAGCUCUGCUGGGGGCAAGGCACAUCCAGAAGAGCCGGCAGUCCCGGGAUGAGGUGCUGCGCAUGCUGGCCGCUGCUGUGCUGGCCUUCUUUGUGUGCUGGGUGCCUCACCAGAUAUUCCACUUCAUGCAACUCUUGUACCAGCUCAAAAUGUUGAACAACUGUCACAUUCUGGACAUCAUUGAUACGGCCAUGCCCUUUUCCAUCUGCAUCGCCUACUUCAACAGUUGUGUGAAUCCCAUUGUGUACGGGUUUGUUGGUCGUAACUUCCGUAAAAACCUGGUGCGUCUCCUGCACUGUGCUCCCGCUAACAUCCGCGGAGCUCAUCCCAGCAUCAGUUCCAAAAUGAGUGCUCUCUCCUUCAGAGCCUCCGAGGCCCUCAGCCUGACCGUCAAAUACAAGUCUUCAUCUGACAUUAAAUGA